Pyrgilauda ruficollis (rufous-necked snowfinch) is the source of this 4672-nucleotide messenger RNA. RefSeq lists its product as uncharacterized. NCBI's taxonomy places the organism in Eukaryota, Metazoa, Chordata, Aves, Passeriformes, Passeridae. The record is from RefSeq and is a predicted model, not a curated record. The transcript has 2 exons. Bases 1194 to 2501 code for a protein of 435 amino acids.
UCGCCGUGCACAGCAAGCCGCGGAGGCGCCACCGCGGUUCGAAGCGACGAGCAGCCGCCCCAAGGGCGAACGCCGGGCGGGGGCUCUACUUGAGGUACGGCCGGGGCGGGGGACGAGGGGUCUCCGCGGCCACAGCCGCCGCCGCCUUCCGGAGCGAGAGGUGAGGGGACGGAGCGCUCCCGCCAGCCCCGGGCCGCAGAGGCGUGUUGCGGUUGCUGCUGUCGGUACCGCGGAGGGAGCCAGGUACGAGACGCGAGGGCUCCAGCAGCGCCGGGCCAGCUCCGCACGGCUUUCGCGACGGGGCUCCGCGGCGCCUCUGCCCACGCCCCGCGCGGGGAAGGGCGGUCCCGCCGGACGGGAAGCGGGCGCGCUGCCGGCUCUGUGCGAGCGCGGUGAACCUGCCGGCGCCCUAGUGCAGGUCAGGCAGCGGCGCCUGCUCGGCGCCCUUUGACUGGCAGCGCUCGCGGGAGAGGCGCGACAGAUUCGGGAUUUUAUUUCCACUCAAGAAAUAGGAGGAUGGUGAUCAGCUGUAGCAUUAUUUUUCACUAGUGGAGUUAACCGCUUAACGGUAAGUUAAAGGUACCUAUUAAUUGUCCAAACCAGAUUUUCUGAGUCUCUGUCUGAAUUCGUACUAAGGGUGGAGGUUAACUUUAGAUUUGAAGAAUACAAAACUCCUCCAAAGCAUAGUGUGUGUUGUGACUUAAUCUGGGCACGCAGCUCAAGGCUCACCCUUCCCUUGCAGUGGGAUGGGGAUAGAAUCAGAAAGGCAGACGUGGGAAAUCCUGUGGGUUUCCCCUGAGAUAAAGACAGGGUAAAGGGUAAAGCAAAGCAGCAUGUAAAACAGAAUGUGUAAUCUCUCCAUUGUGUCCUCUUAGCAGGCACGUUUCUAGCCAUUUCCAGGAAAGCAGGACUUCAUCCGGUUUAGCAGUGACUCGGGAAGCCCUAUGCCGUCAUGUCGUGUGUUUCCCCCUUUCUCCUUCUUUCCCCAGCUUAGAUGGUGGAGCAUGGCAUCAUACGCUGUGGAAUAGGCCUUUGGUUGGUUGGUUCAGAAGUCCCAGCUGUGUUCCAUGCAAACUUCUUGUGCCACCCAACUCCUGGGACAGGAGCCACAGGAGAAGCAGAGAUGGCCUUGACUCUGCAUAAGGCAGCAUAAAGUACAGCGAAAUUUGCAUCGACAUUUAGACACGUUCAAAAUGUUGUGUGCUGGGAAAAAAUCUUACUUUGCUGCUGCUGUGUGCAUUAUGACUGUAACUUCAAUGCUUGCAGUUUCUUAUCUGAAGUUACAGAGACUUUCUCAUCAGCCAAAAGUAAUUCAAGAAGGUAGAAGAUGUAGAGGGAAAAUUGCCAUUAGCACAAUAACAGCAUUAGAAGGUAACAAAACUUUUAUUAUAUCCCCAUACUUUGAUGACAGAGAAAGCAAAGUCACUCGUCUGAUUGGGAUUGUUCACCAUGAAGAUGUAAAACAACUGUACUGCUGGUUCUGCUGUCAGGCCAAUGGAAAGAUAUAUGUAUCAAAAGCAAAAAUUGAUGUUCACUCAGACAGAUUUGGAUUCCCUUAUGGUGCAACAGAUAUAGUUUGUUUGGAACCUAAAAACUGUGAUCCAACACAUGUGUCAAUUCAUCAGUCUCCAUAUGGAAAUAUUGACCAGCUGCCGAGGUUUGAAAUUAAAAAUCGCAAGCCUGAGACCUUUUCUGUUGACUUCACUGUGUGCAUUUCUGCCAUGUUUGGAAACUACAACAAUGUCUUGCAGUUUAUACAGAGUAUGGAAAUGUAUAAGAUUCUUGGAGUACAGAAAGUGGUGAUCUAUAAGAACAACUGCAGCCAUCUGAUGGAGAAAGUCUUGAAGUUUUAUAUAGAAGAAGGAACUGUUGAGGUAAUUCCCUGGCCAAUAAACUCACACCUCAGGGUUUCUUCUGAUUGGCGCUACAUGCAAGACGGGACACACAUUGGCUACUAUGGACAAAUCACGGCUCUAAAUGACUGUAUAUACCGUAACAUGGAAAAGAGCAAGUUUGUGGUCCUUAAUGAUGCUGAUGAAAUAAUUCUUCCCCUUAAGCACCCAGACUGGAAAACAAUGAUGAACAGUCUUCAGGAGCAAAACCCAGGGACUAGUGUUUUCCUCUUUGAGAACCAUAUCUUCCCAGAAACUGUAUCUUCUCGCAUGUUCAACAUUUCAUCUUGGAAUACUGUGCCAGGUGUUAACAUAUUACAGCAUGUAUACAGAGAGCCUGAUAGGAAAGAUGUAAUCAAUCCCAGGAAAAUGAUAGUUGAUCCACGAAAGGUGAUUCAGACUUCAGUCCAUUCUGUCCUACGUGCUUAUGGGAAGAGUGUGAAUGUUCCCAUGGAUGUUGCCCUCAUUUAUCACUGUCGGAAGGCCCUUCAAGGAAACCUUCCCAGAGAAUCUCUCAUCAGGGACACAACACUGUGGAGAUAUAACUCAUCAUUAAUCAUGAAUGUUAACAAGGUUCUAUCUCAAACCAUGCUGCAAACUCAAAAUUGAAAACUCAGUUAUAAGGAGUGAAAGUGGAGGGCUACCUGUAUUGUGGGAAGACAGAUAAAAUUUAAAAAUUACAUGACAUUGAUUUUCACAGGGAGUCUACAUUUUUCUGCAGUUAUUUAGGGAAUCUAGCAAAGCCAUGAAUCAUUUAAUGAUACCAAGGGUCAAUGCAGAUUGCAGUAUCACUUCUGUGAAAUGUACAGUUUGUUUUCAGUUAAUAAUAAAAAUCAGUAUUUGUCAAGUGAUUCAAAUAAUGCAAUACCUUUCUGUAUUUGUACAGAAAGUACAAAUACAAUCACUAGUAUUAAAGGUAGCAUUGCUUAAUUCUUGCAGUUUGUAUGUCACUGGGUACUAAAUUUGUAUGCAUCAAUUUGAGUAAAAAGUAGACAAGUAAUUGAGUACAAUUUUCCUUUCAGUUGUAAAAAAACUACCCCUUAUAUUCUUGGAAAUAGUGUAUGUUAAAGAUGUGAUGGAUUGUAACACCAAACACAGCAGUUGGAGUUUUGCUCAUAAAAAAUGUCUUGUUCUACUGGGCUUUGGAGACAUGUAAUUUUGAGAAGAGUGAUUGCACCUGUUCUGAAUUACUAAAGUGGUAAGUGCUGAGUUGCGUUGGAAAUCUUUAAUAGAGGAAAGGGACAGAGAUUCAUCUUAACGAAAAAGAUACUUUUAUGAACCAAAAAGAACGUAUUUCAAGGAGGAAAAAAUAGAUGGCCAAACAACUUUUAUGAAAUGUAAUAUUUUGUUGGUUUUUUUUUUCUGGCACCUUGAAGCCUCAUUAGAAAAUGUUACAUGAAAUUUAGACACAAGUUGGAUUUUAGUCCUUUAUGUGAUAGGUAAGUUGAUUUAUAUUACUUCUUAGUAGGUGUAAGGGUAUAGAAGCUGCAUUUUUUUUCCAGCCUCUGUCUGGAAAUAGUGCUAAGUAGUGACUUUUGCUGAAGGGCUAGGUGGAAACCAAAGCAAACAGAAAAGCCAUUUGCUCACUUCUGUUUCACAGUUUCAGUUUCACAGUUUCAGUUUCUGUUUGAUAAGCCCCCAGAACUACAUGCAUUGCAUGUGUUGUGGCAAUGUACUCAUACCUUCCUACUGAAGGCACUUCUGAAGGCAGCGAUAGCCUGACACUGGUGUCAGAGAGAGAGAAGUGUAUGAGAGCAAGUAUGUUCUUUAAAAUUUCUACAUUAGUUUGUUUCAUGCUGUCAUUCCUUUAUCUGCUUGGUAGUGGCACAUACCUGUGCCCUUAAAGAGCUGUGUUAUUAGUGGAAUAGUAUCAUUAGCAAUGUCCAAAGGGAACUUUUACUUCGAUGCACAGUGACUGCAGCAUCUCCCAGUCUUUAUCAACAAACUGGCAGGUGUAUUAGGAUAUGAGAUGCCUGCUGCUAUCAGUCUUACAAUCUUGUGUGGCAACAGGUCCAUUUAGAAUUUCGGACUCGUUGUUUAGAAGGGGCAUCUGAAAGUCCCAACUCCGCUUACAGGGAGUUGCUCAGGGCUUUGUCUAGGAAGGCUAGGCAACCUGUUUUGGUCUUAAACUAAACUCACUGUGGAGAAUUCCUCUUGUCACAAGAACCAUUGACCAUUGUCUUGCUGCAAGAUGCCAAAAUCAGUCUGACACAGUUUUCUUUAUAGUUUACUAGUUAGCUGGAGACAAUAGCGGUGCCUCCCCAUCCCAUGCCCACCACUUUCCCAUCUAGAGGGCUCAGCUUAGGUCUGUUUCUCAGCCAUCUUGCACUCCACCACUGUAUAAUCAACGUCACUAAAAGAAGUAGUUAACCAAGUUUUUCUAAUUUGCUGAUUUGGAAACAAGGACAUUUGUGGCUGGCACGCCUCAAUUUAAUCUUUCAAAGUUAACGCAGUGCUGCAUAGGUGGUUCCUUCAGAAGCACACGUCAUAAUGAUACUGUUAUGUUACUCCCACAGUAAGAAUGAUGAGAACUGGGUUUCAAGACAAAUUAUUGAAGUUAAGUUACUGAAAACAUUCUUUCUCACAGAAGCUUUCUUCACUUAGGAGUGAGAUAACAAAAGCUCACUUUUGUGAGCUCAUCAUUUAUGCCCCACACAGUGCAGCUUGAAUUAAGAGUUGUGAAUUUGGCUUCCGGUUGAUAAAAUCCUUGAGAACAGACAACAUUUUUCAAUGUAAAUUGAUGUGAGUAAAGGUGGAAAAACUGACUGCUUAGGAGUCUG